AGCGCGCCGUAAUAGAAACGCGCGCUUGAAUUGUUACAACAUCGCACGGGUGCAGCUUGCCGUUACAUGGCUUGCUCUCGAGUCAUUGCAGCUUUGUCCCGACAUUACUUUCGCUCGUUUUGCCGUUAUGAUCUUUUCGCGUAGACGGAAACUUUCGUCUCCGCUUAGUGCGAUCUAGCGGCAAAAGGAGCGGCUUGAUACGAAAUGUGUCAUGUAAAGUGCAGCUCUCAGAAGAAGGGCUACGGAACAUUUGCGUUGAACGUGCUUCUACUAUUUGAAAUUUUCUGCGGAAUUUAAUUCGCAGGUAGAUAGGGCUGCAGUCGUCGGGCAAUUUGCAUAUGCUUAAUCGCUCGUUACGAUUUUCGGCCGAAAAUGCGAUCUGCUAACUGUGAUGUUAUUCUGACACAUUUUUUUCUAUCCAGCUUGCAUUUGGAAGAUAGAGAUCCUAAUCAAUCAUUAGUUGCCUCAUUGUUACGAUUGGCGGUUCGCAUUACGCUUAUCGAAAUUCUACAAGUUAAUAGAAUUCACGUAAAUGUAUCGCGUAAUUCGGAAGAAAAUAUAUUCUGCAGGUUGGCGCUAAUUACCGUAAUUAAUGAGUAACGAGAAAUUUCCCCAAAACAUUAAACAAGUGAGACUUUACGAUCGGCUGAAAACAAUGUUCGAACAAUGCGCCGCCGGCGAGGGUGGGGGAGGCUAGCGCGGUAAGAUUUCUGAACACGAUCUUCCCUAUCUUCUACGUCGAUAUCUCGUCGGGAAUCGUUAGAUAGCGACGACAACCAAGUUACCGCUGCGAGCGUUAUCACGGCCAAUUGUGCGGAAAUACCUCCGAUCGUACGUUAUCGACAUUGACGUGUACGCGCGUAUGCACCUCGUUCUCACUCUUGUGGUUCUCCUUCCGGUCCCCUCCUUUCAUCGCUAUUUUCUUUCCCGCUUCUUCUUCUCCUUCUUCCUCUUCCCAGUUACUUCCGUAGUUGCUGAGACGUUCGACAAGACGUUCUUGAAAGGCUCCAUCUCAGCUCGGUAAGAGCCGCGCACCAGGAAAAGAGCUGCUUACCGCUCUUCCACCCUCAGUGGAAACUAUAGUAAACCAGUGAUAGAAACGAGAAAUCCUAUAAGCUUCCUUUUACCAUGGCAACGCAAUUGGUAUAAAGUGCGUGGCGAUCAUUGCGCGCGAAACAAAGUACGCUUUUGUUUUGAUUUUUUUUUAACGCGUAAAGCGGUAAUCCUCUCUUUUACAUCCUAUUAUUUAUUCAAAAAGAGAACAGUUUUCUCUCGUUAGCUCUCGCGCACUAUCGACGAUAACAAUAAUAACGCACUGUUUUUCGUUCUUCAUUAUUUUUACGCCGAAACCGUGUCAAAUCAUAAUUUGUGCUGAAUAUCCGUCAACCUACUUUUCGUGUGAAAGUACUUUUCUAAGUAUUUUUGGACUCUCUCGUUCGUAGUAUUCAUAGACGUACAUCUAUGUGUUGUUUUAUAGAGCGAUUAAACUAAUUAGGAGACCGGGAGCAGGACUAGUUCUGGACACCGAGAUUACGGGAUCUCUUGCUUUGCGUAAUUUAAAUGGAUCUCGUGUAGCGUGUAUAUUCGGGUGGAGCGGUGGCAUUUCAAGCAGAUUAUAAUUUUUUUCCUUUUUUCCUUUUAUAUGACACAGUGUUCACGUACGUGAAACGUUUCAGCAACAUUUAGCGGUCUAUCUUAAUAUAAACGAAGAAUUGAGCUGAACUUUUAACGAGAUGUCAGAGUUUACGUUAAAUUGAAAAUAAUGCGGAUUAAAAGAAUAAACUGAAUAUAAUAAAUUUAAUUUAUUACAUUCAUAAUUUCAGUCUCUUUCCAUUUAUUAAGAUUGUAUGCAAAGUGUAUUAUUAUUAUUAUUAUUAUUAUUCAGAUAUUUAAACAUUUACCUGCUCUCAUUUCAGUUCUCGAUUUCCGUAAUAGAGACGUAUAGUAAUAUUUUUAAUGUCGUAAUUAAUUUAAAUGAAAAUUUUAUAUUUCAUUGAUUCAACAUUCAGAUGAGAAAUAUAAUAGAAAUAAUAUAAUGGCAUGCAAGUGAAACGGGUAGAAGAACACAUGUUAUAAUAUAUUAUUAAUGAAUUAUAAAUAAGCGUAUUAAAGCUAUUGAUUAUAGUUUGAAUUGAUAUAUAUGUAAAAUAUAGUUUUUCCAAAAGAUAAGAAAUGCAAGCGAAGGUAUUAAAGCAGAUCUUUAUUAUCAUGGUUUGCUUACGUAUACAUAGUACCUCUCUCCAUUGAUGUCGAAUAAUUGCGCAUUUUCGUUUUGUAGAAAAUGAAGUUAGGGAUUUCAUUAUCUAAAGUACAGAUAAAGCGGACUGACAGCCUUUAUCCGCGGAUGCUAUCUCGCGUUCUUUUGAUUGACAGUACGUGCGCCGGGGGUACAUAUCGCGGGCAUCGUCGACCGACGGGGGCAUCGGGAUAUUCAGUGGGGCCCCGGCGGUGUUGCGCCGCCGGGUGGACGUCGCCGCUCCCUAGGCAGAGGGUGGGGGGAAGAGGCGAGAUGCCGGCGGGCGUCGCGACGCUGCUCGGUAGCGCCACGAACUAAAAGUCCGGGCGCCGCCGCGCGCCAGUGCCGAGCCCGCGAUCGUGGCGAGCGUACGCGUGCUGCCUCGUGCGUACCGUGUAUGUAACGCGCGCGCAGCGGACUGUCACAGUACACAGCUCCCCGGUAAUCUGCGAGCGAUCCGCGCGGAAUUACUCGCCGAGCGAAAUCCGCGAUUGUAAAUCCGCGCGCGCGGAAAACGAUUUUCGCCGGUCCAGCCGCUCCUCUCGCAUCGUUCCCCGCGGGCGACCGCCACGGGAGGCCGCUCCAGGAUUCGCAAGUACGAGCGAGAGAGCGGUUCGUCAAUGAUCACAUAGAUCUGCGAACGAGUUCGUCAGUGAAACGGGUGACGUGAUUCAUACCGAGACACUUUUCUAUCGUAAAAAGGGAUUUCGUGGAGAUUCGCGUUUAGACUUGGCGCGGAGAGAGUCAAGUCUCUCGCGAAGAGCGGACGAGGGAGGAGUGAUAUGAGUGCUGAACGCAGGAUCUUUCGUGACGUUAAACGGCGAUUGAGUGGCGAGCGGUUCGAAGGAAAUACCAUUGAGUGAUCGGCACGCGAGGAAGACCGGACGUCGCGCGAGGCUCGCGUGGAUCGGGCUAAGAGAGAAAGAGAGAAAGAGAAAGACGAGAAGGGCGUAAUAGUAGUGUGUUUCUUUUUCCUUUCUUUGGUUGCGUGAGGAAAGCGAACCUACGCGUGCGGCAAGAGACGAGAAAAGUGAAGACGAGCUGGAGGACGGCCGGGUGAAGGUAGCCUCGAGGUGGGAAGGAAGGUGAAAAAAGAUGAUGCGGUGCCAUCCGAUCGUUCUCUUCGCCGGCCUGCUCACCGUCAUCCGUGCUCAAGGGGUCCCGCGAACAUUUUCGGCUAGGCCUUACCGAGGAGGGCCGCCAUUGUCUGCAAGAGCGGUCCUCGGUGGAACGGCCGAGCUACCAUGCGAUAUUCGUCCACCUCAUCGCAACGAUUCCGCUAUCUUGGUCGUCUGGUACAAGAAUGACGUCAUUCCGAUCUACAGUUAUGACCUGCGCGGUAAGCAUUCGGAAAAACCGUUGCAUUGGAAGGAUAAAGACUAUCUCAGCGAUCGGGCGUUAUUCAGGACAACAACGGAACCAGCAACUUUAAGUGUUAACCACGUACAGGAGCAGGACGAAGGCGAAUUCAGGUGCCGAGUGGAUUUUACCACAAAUCCGACUAGAAAUUCCAGAAUUCAAUUGACGGUGAUAGUACCACCACAGAAACCGAACAUUAUCGACGAGCGCGGUAAGACUGUCCCAGCGGUGGCCGGCCCUUACGAAGAAGGUGGUGACAUGAGACUGCAGUGCCUCGUCUCCGGGGGUCGCCCCGAACCUAAAGUAAGAUGGUGGCGCGGAGAGACGCUUUUGGAUUCUAAGGACGAGCCAGGCGAGUUUCCUGCACUUCGCAGAAACACACUGAUCGUCAGAGAAUUAUCAAGAGCGGAUCUUCACGCGGUGUUCGACUGUCAAGCAUCCAACAACAAUAUCAGUCAACCCGUGUCAACGUCGGUAGCAAUUGAAAUGCAUCUGAGGCCCCUGAGUGUGACGAUACUCAGCAGCGAGCACGCGCCCCUCAGCGCCAAUCGAAAGUACGACAUUAAUUGCAUGACAGUGGGUUCAAGGCCGCCGGCCAAGCUGACCUGGUACAUGGACGGCAGGAAACUCACCAAUCACACGGACAAGGUGUCGUCGGAUGGUAACAUGACGAGUUCCACUUUGACGUUUCAACCUACACUGUUACAUCAUGAUAAGGUUAUCACGUGCAGAGCUGAAAACACCAAAGUCCAACGUGGUGUAGCAGAAGACACGUGGAAACUGAACGUUUUUUUUGUUCCAAUUUUGCACCUGCAGCUCGGUUCAAACAUGAAUCCGGAUGACAUCGAGGAAGGUGAUGAUGUAUACUUUGAAUGCAAAGUUCAUGCGAAUCCGGGUGCCUACAAAGUCGUGUGGAAGCACAAUGGAAACGUGAUUCAGAAUAAUGCGAAGAACGGCGUGAUAGUCCAGCAAUACGAUUUGGCUCUCAGAGAGGUGAAUCGGUCCCAGGCCGGAAAUUACACCUGCGUCGCCAGCAACGUCGAAGGCGACGGCUACAGCAAUAUCGUGGAGCUUAAGAUCAUGUACAAACCGAUCUGCGUGCCGGAUCAAAAGCGAAUUUAUGGUGUAGCGAGGCACGAGGACGCUCGGGUGAUAUGCAGGGUGGAGGCGUAUCCUCCGCCGGAAAGUUUCCGCUGGACCUUUAACAAUACCGAGGAGAUGGAGGAUGUGCCGCAGGCGCGUUACAAGAACUCAACCAGACAUACCCAGAGUAUCCUCACAUACCGGCCGGUCACGGAAAUGGACUACGGCACCGUGCUCUGCUGGGCGAGCAACACGGCUGGCCAGCAGAAGAAUGCCUGCAUAUUUCACAUCAUUCCUGCGGGCAAACCGGAAGCUCCGUACAACUGCACGCUGACCAACCAGACCACCGAAUCACUCUCGGUGGAAUGCACCGCUGGUUUCGACGGUGGUCAGCCCCAACACUUCCUCCUUGAAGUGUUCGAUCAGCACACGGGGGUCCUGCAGGCCAACAUUACGUCCAGAGAGAACGCGGCUUUCACUGUACAGGGCUUGGAGCCGGGCAAGGUACUGAAUAUGAUCCUGUACGCGGUGAACGCAAAGGGAAGAAGCGAACCGGCGUUGCUGGAAGGUUUCACGCUGAAAGUCGCCGAGAAGCAGACUGUGCGCGUUUUGUUCACAGGUACUCCGGUACCCUUCGAGUUUACUCCGUUACUCGGAAGUCUGAUCGGCGUGGUCGCCGCACUCCUCCUCAUCACCGUCGCCAUCCUAGCCGCGCUGAAAAUGAGGAGCGAGAGGCGAGCUCAAAGGCCGGGCGAUUUACCUCUAAAGAAGGCUACCGCACCGAGUUCGGAGGACCUUUACGACGCGGACGACAGAAACCCGGACGUUGUGCCGACCAACAAAGAUUCAGAUUAUCAGCUGACCGGCUCGACUUCCGGUACACCGUUGGCAACGCAAAACACACCGGAUGGUCUUCCACCAUCGUCCCUUCCGACCCAGCAGUCAAAUAAUCAUCUACAAGGACUUCCCGCCUAUUCGCAUAACGACUAUAACAAUUAUCCCACCUUACCGCUAUCUGGGGAGGUGACGUACGCCGAGUUGUGCCUAGCGAGACCGACCACCUUGUCGACUCUGGCAACCGACGCCAAACUGGCUAGUCUCGGCGGCGGAGUUGGCGGUCUGGGUGGUCUUCAGGGUUAUGGUGGCGGUCUCGGGGUGAUCGUGGGCGGCAAGCCGUACACGAAGGAAGCCACAGUCUACGCCUGCAUCGACCACAACGCCAGGCCGCCCAAACUGGACGUCUCUAACGCGCCGUCAUGUGCGACCACUCCAAUAACGACGGCGAACGUGCUCCAGGAUUCCACCGUCGCCACCGUCAUGAGCGGCAAGCAGCACCACCCGGCGAGAGAGGUCGUAACCGUCCGCACGCCCUUGAUCUCGACCCAAGAGAGCUGCGUAUAGGGACGCGACUCCGACGCGCUCAACGUCAACGAGUACUACGUCUGAUAUGGCCGCCGGCUCGUGGCGAUCGUGCGCGUCUUCACGGUGCGCGACCUUUUGAUUCCUGGACUUGCGGUGCUUUCCCCGGUAACGUCCCCCUCGAAUUCUCGGGAAAAGGUAUACCUAAUAUGAAUUAUGAGUCUCGUCCGGAUACGAGGCAAUCGCGCGCACGUCGAGCGACGUGAUCGCUCGUUUUUAGACGUACGGACAUUCGCCCAGCGAUGACCAGCGAAUAGCACUGCUUCUCGUGUCUGAAAUGGACGAACUUCUGAUCGUGACUGACGACGCUGUACAACGAGGAAACAAAAACGAUCGGACAGCUACGCUCCGGUAAGACUCACGUGAAUGUACCAAGGAUAAUGUAAAAGAAAGAGCUAGAUGUCUUUGUAUGCGACUUAUUGCACGGUUUGCAAUCCUAUCGAGGUAGCUGAUGAUACGAAUAUUCAGGACUGACCAAAUAAUCUUGAAGAAUACAUAUCGAAAGAGAUUCCAAUAGAAUACGGCAACUGAAUUCUUUCGUUUUGACAUUCCAUUGUGUUCCGAGCACACAAACGGCAAAAUAUAUCAUGUGAUAUAAAAAUCUAUAAGAGAAAUGUAUCAAGUUUAUAACUGCCCAAUUUUCAGAGGUUCUAUUUAUCUUUGGUAUGACAUGAAGGUAUGCAGAAAAAUUAAUGAAAUACAAUUCUGACGAACCAACAGUUUUAUUAAAACAGUUUUGGAUUUCAGUAGAAAUAAACGUAUACAUUCCAGAUUUAUAUUAUAAUUUAUAUCGUAAUGAAAGAAGCCAAAGGGAGAUACGUGUAUGAAUAUUAACAUGCUCUUAAUCGAAAAUAUUUCACAAAAUGAAAUUUUCAUAAGAGAACAUUACCAUACGUGAUCAUUUUGAUUCUAAAAACAUCUAAAAAUUUUAUGAAUAUUUAUCCAAAAUUCUAUUAAUUGACCGAAUGGCCAAUGGAAUAAAAAGAAAUAUCUCAAAAAAAAAGUAGGUUUUUACGUUCCGCAGCGGAUGUUCGUGCCGCGAGAGGAAAAAUCGAUGUAUCUAUGUCUCGCAACGGCGAAUGUAAAUUUUCUAUUCCCAAGAGUAUACUUUGUAUUACAAAGUAGGUAUGGGGAUAAAGAAGAUCGUCGCGUUGAGUGUAUUUUCGUAGAAUGGCGUGUCUUUAUCGACGAUAUGCUCUCUCCGUCUCUUUCUCUUCUUUUUUUCUCGGAGUGUCGUAUCGUGUCGAUUACGUCGCGCCAAGUGCAACAGUAAAUUUCGGAGAACGGAGAAAGAUCCGCGCUACGAGAGAAAGAUCGACUUAUUUCCGCGAAAAUCCGCAAAAUAUUUCCGCGCUGGCAGUCGCGACGCGAAACAAGUGCGCCAUAUAAAACAUAGCAGUUACGAAAAUCCGACGUGAAGAUUUUCUCAAUGUUGGACAUGUUCUCAUCUUUUUUCCGUGUUACCAUUUGACUUUAUUCUCUGUCGAAAAAUAAAAUUUUACGAACAAUUCAAAAAUACAAUUUCCGACUUUUUAUAUCAUAAUGAAAUUGUAAGUAAAUGUAUGCUUGACCGAACAAAUUUUAACGUUAGUAUUAAUUUGUUUGUUAGGAAAAUAAUUCAAUAAUUAGUCAUGUACUGCUGUUCGAUCGAUUUUUUUUUAAUACGUAUAAAAUUAACUAUUAUUCGUAUAAUAUGAUAUUAUUCGUAUAAUGUGGUGCAGACUGAUGUGCGUAAUAUUUUAACAAAUUCAGCAUAUUACAUGAGAACAGUGAUUUAAUUAAAUCGAUAUGCCGACGUGUCGACAUUUAUUCAGAAUUGUUUACAGUACGCCCCAUGGAAACUUUUAAGGUAAGAGUAAAAUUGCUAAUUAUAAAAUAAUGGAACUAUCGAUCUUCUCUUUUGCGGCCUGAAUUCGUUCUUUAUCUUUCUAUCGUUACAACUUACUAGUCUAUUUGCGCGACGUGUGAACGGAAUAAUAUUCACACGGAAAUUUUAGCGAAAGUCGAAUUUUCACAAUAAUAAUGCGACAGGAGUUUCUUCCAAGAUGACCUGACAUACUCGUAUGCGUGCAGCACUGUAAAUAGCAACUUUUCCUCGAGGAGACGAAGGCUCGAAGAUUAAAUUUAGACUAUAAUUAUUGAAAUUACCGUGUGCGUGGGUAAAGAGUCUGCUGUGCUCCGAAAAUAUGUAUAUUAAUUCUAAUUAAACAGACGUACCUUGUACAUUGCGCAUCGUUCAAUAGCGACGAACAUCUAUGCAUUAUCCGCAUAAUUACGUUUCGUUCGAUCGGAGGAUAUUUUGCGACGGGAUCGGAGACAAUAACGUUGCGGAACUGUUAAGUUGAAAGCGACUCAUCAACGGUAAAUUAUAUCGUCCUAUAUUCUUCGAAACUUAAUUGGAGUUUGAGCUUUAGUGAAAUAUCUCAAUCCGGAGUAAUGCUUUACUUUUUAAUCGGUUAUCGGUUUUUAUAUUCCUAGCAAGACAACUUUACUUUAUAUUGAAACUAUACUGACUAUCCAAAUUUGCAAUGGAAACAGCACUUGACUUUCUCACGAUAAAAGUCAUUAAAAAGAAACGUUUGAAGAUUGAUAUAGAAUAAUUUUCCAUUUAUAUCCCAUAUGUUACGUGUAAUUAAGUCGUAACAAAUCCGAUAUAAUUCACCGUUUUAACCGUCAAUUUUUAUCUUUGCUUCCCACUGAUCCCUUAACAUGCAGACUGACGUGACAUGCGACGGAUAAAUGUGUGUCCUAGGACUGCCAAAACGCGCACAACCCAACUGCCACGUGUCGCACUCAUUUUCAUUGAGUUCGCCAUCGGGACGAUGAAGAGCGGUCAGAGAGUAUUUUUCGCGCGUCGCCGUACGUUGUGCACCGUACAAAUGUACACGCGUGUACAUCUUAGAGAUAUAUAUUAUAUAUAUAUAUAUAUAUAUAGGUCCUCGUCGCACUUAUGCAGCGGAGACAGAGUGUAAAUACCUUGUACAUAGGAACAUCGAGACAAGAGAGAGACUUUAUUUGCGAGAUGCCCGAGGUUAAACCCCUACUUGUUUGAGGGACGACAGAACAAGCACGAAGGAUCGUUAUCGACGAAUUCGUUAACGACAUUACGAGGUACGUUCGCAGGAAAAUCGUUUUUUGUGGUAGUACACGAGAGAGAAAAAACGAAUAGCGACUCUGGCUCGCAAACUCUCUCUCUUUCAAGUAGAACUUUUCGAAUUUUGUGAUUAUUAUACGGCAUGAAUUAUUAUAUUCAGUUUCUUAUUUUAUGUGAGUGCGUUAAUUGCAUCUUUACUCCCGAUACUUCCAUCGUUCUUUUUCGUGGCUAAUUAAUAUUAACGUACAACGUAAUUGACCGUUAUUGACCGUCGUCACCGUCGUCGUCGGUCGACGGACACGAAGAGAAUCGACAUAACGAGCGUUCCUUCGUGUACGCCCCUUCGUAAUUUGUAAGAUAUAUGCUCCGAUGUACAGCGCCGAGAUAUUUUUUCAGAGAGUGUGCGUAAUACAAUACCUCCGCGUAUAUCGUGAUGAAGUCUUGGGGCGCCUAAUCAGGCGAGGCCCAUUUCGAGAGUGGGCGAAACUGUAUAAUAAUUAAACGAUUGGAUUGCGAUUAAUGGUCAGACAAAGAAAUAAAGAUAUAUGUAUAUGUACGUGUGUGCGCGUGUUAUAUGCCUGCGUGCCUGUGUGUCGCGUGAACGCAAACACGUGAAUCUCUCACCGCGUGUACGCACGUGACCAUGGCGAUCUGUGCGAUCGAGGAUUAAGAAUAAUUAAACACAAAGAGAUAUAUGUGUGUGUAUGUGUGUGUGAACAUGCGCUUACUGUUUCAUAAUUUUCUCAUAAUUUCUUAUUGUAGAGAGAGAGAAAAAAACUAUUUAUGUUGGUUCUUCCAUCAUUUUGAUUUUACAAGAGAGUAUCUCAUUAACGCGGACAAGCAUUGCGAGUCCCGAGUUAUAUUCCAGCUAUUUUUAGAUAACUCAAAAUUGCGCUUUUCUUUUCAUUGUAGUUAGAACGUCGCAGUUAUUUACGUUGCGAUAAAGGAUUUUCAAGAAUUCACGGAAGGGUUGAGAUGAGACCGUGCUCCUUUUUUCCCCCUUUUACAUCCGGCGCUCGAACGAGAUCGAAGUGGACAAAGAAAAGAGAAUUAUACCUCGAGUGCUCCAAUUGAAUCUCUGCAAGAUCGAUUUUCUCUCGACGCAAAAAAUAUCGAAUUGUUUAAACUGUUGUUCUCUUUUAUAUCUUGUUCUAUUGUACUGGACAGAUAACGCAUAAUCUUCUGUUUCCACCUACAGCAAUUUUAUUUUCUUACGUUACGUACUUCUCCGUUAGAAAAAAACUCUUGCGCAAUUACGGCUCAACAAUGUGGACUCCUUGAAUUUUCAAGUUAAAAUUAUUUCUCCAGUUUUCAAUGGAAUCUGUAAUCAUCUACAUUCGAUCUUUAAUUUAACUUUAAAUAGUUAUUUACCUGUGCGCACGUUUAAUCGCAAUAAUGCCUGAUAAUCUGGCCUGGCUAUACUUAUAACUUAUCACUCGUAUCACGUACGAUGCAUACAAUAGCUGCAGUGCAGUAGUAACUGCAGUGGAUCACUCAGUACACCAGUGUGUCUCUGUACACAUGUACAAAAGUUCGAUUGGCGGAGUCCUUCCGGUUUUCGCAGGUAUUUUAAGCACGCGCUCCGUUAACGAUCGCGUACACUUCUCCUCGCGCUUCCUCCUUAAAUGCUCGCUUCUCGCAUGCUGCAAUACAUUCCACGUUUCCUGUCAAAUACCACGGGCGCGUGUGAAUGCGGUCGCCGCGAAAAUUUUGACGGUAAUAAAGAAACGAUGGCCACACGCCGAGAUUCACGACGCAACCCAAUUCCGCAUUCAUGCGUAAUGAGCAAUUACAGGCUGAUACAUGUCAGUGCGAUUUUGUGCUUCCGACUAGUUAGUUUGACGUUUAAGUAGUUUCGAGGGUGCUAAAUUUCCAUUGUGUUAGCACACUUUAGGUUCUUCAACAGACUGAAAUAUUAUCAUAAUGACAUAUCAUGUGGUCUAGUGAUUUUAUAAAAUAAAAUUGGCGGAAAACUUGAAAUAUUUAUAUAAUCAGUUUACCGUCCAUUUUUUAAAACAAAUUUUUUCAAUUCUGAUCUCUCUCUCUCUCUCUCUCUCUCUCUCUCUCUCUCUCUCUCUCUUAUUGAAAUAGUAAAAUGUUGUAUGGAUUUUCGAAAAUGUAUUUAUUAUAUAAAUAAUUUUGUAUAAUGAAUUAUUGCAAUUAUACCCUGUCCUUGUUCCGAAUCGCACUUUUUAAUCCAUGAUAAUCGGAAAAAGGAGCAAGUCGUUCACAGGAAAUUUCGCAAAUAAGAAUUGCCUGUUAAAUCAUCACGUUCGAGCGGGCUUCGUUUCACUACAGUCUCCAGUUGCACUUUAUACGGGAGCUGCAUUGCGGCGUGCAUGCACCCGCGAGAGAGGAGCCUCUUGAGGCUAAAUGGUGAUUUGCCUAGUCCGCCGCGUUUUGCCAGUUUCAAAAGAAGCCCCUACAUGAAAAUCUGCAUCGGCUUAUCAAAUCUGAAAGUCAAUUCCAAGCCCCGGCGCCUCCAUGACUGGACUCCGCGGUACGAGUCUAUUAGCUUGUACCGGAAGCACCAAAAGCCCUAAAAAGCAUCAAAAGUCGUUUCUGUAACGGAAUAUUCAUCAACGCUUACGUAUCACUGCCACGAUAACCGCCGCACAAUUCGCCGACGUCUCGGAAUCCGUAAUCCAUCCCCGCAUAGCACAGAUAUUCCUUUCGGGUUCUUUUGAGUAUCUAUCGGAUAUCGAAGUGUACCACAAUGUCCGAAUUUGGGAAUACGGAAUGAACAUUAAUUGCCCAUUACGUGGCACGAUGGAAAAUUGCCUUCGGACUUCCGAGCACAUUCGAGAGAUUCACUCGUUUCUCGUUCGUUCGUCCUGAAUAUUCGCGAAAAAAAGAUUUGUAAUAUUCCGUUUGCAUUCUAUUUGUUAUUGCGAUUUUAAUUAACGUCAUAAUUAUCGAUGAGUAAUUGAAAAGUAUGAGAAAAACAUCAAUCAGGUGCGAAAAAUCGGUGUUUAAAAUACGGUGCUUUUGCAAGCUCAAAGUUCGAAACAUUUUUUUUAUUGAAUAUUAAAUUUGACGCUUGACUGGUGUUUGACUUCCACUCUUCGAUUGACGCUGUUAUAUUUGACGCAAUACUGUGAAUAACGAGAAUUAUGACAAAGAGCCUGGCGAAUCGCGUCUAUGUUGAAUUGUACAUAAUCUUUUGGACGAGUAAAUGUGUGUGCGUUUGUUUGUACAUUCUUCUGUGGUUACACGCGUAUGUGUAUGUAUGUGUGCAUGAGUGCACGAAUGUUUCAUGAAAUUUCACCUGGCGAGCCUGACAAGAGAAAUGCGAGCGUGUCAAAAAUUGAAAUUGCGACGACCAUACUACGUGUAUUUAUAAUAUAAUUAUAGAUCUCUCUCUAUAAAUAUAUACACACCUCAACGUAAUCAGAAUAAACGUGUUGAUAUAAAAACCGA
Molecule: messenger RNA, 12611 nt
Organism: Monomorium pharaonis (pharaoh ant)
Lineage: Eukaryota; Metazoa; Arthropoda; Insecta; Hymenoptera; Formicidae
Product: nephrin
Exons: 16
Coding region: 3332-6079 (915 amino acids)
Molecular function (GO): protein binding
Source: RefSeq, a predicted model, not a curated record